Molecule: messenger RNA, 2002 nt
Organism: Trichomycterus rosablanca
Lineage: Eukaryota; Metazoa; Chordata; Actinopteri; Siluriformes; Trichomycteridae
Gene: terf2
Product: telomeric repeat binding factor a
Exons: 12
Coding region: 1-1959 (652 amino acids)
Biological process (GO): negative regulation of telomere maintenance via recombination; protein localization to chromosome, telomeric region; telomeric D-loop disassembly
Cellular component (GO): shelterin complex; nucleus; chromosome, telomeric region
Molecular function (GO): G-rich strand telomeric DNA binding; telomerase activity; protein homodimerization activity
Source: RefSeq, a predicted model, not a curated record
AUGGCGUCCUCCUCAAACCACCUCAAAAAAGUAGUCAGCGAUGAGCACAUUAUUAACCGGUGGAGUUUUGACUUUUAUGUUUCGAAAGCUUUCGAGGCGUUUAGAAAUGAGGAUUGUGUCGGCUUCAAUGAGCUCAGGAAUCUUAUCGAAUGUUUGGUGGUCAGACCCAUUGAUGGGCACACCGAUAUGAUGAUAAAACUGCGUUUCAUGCAGUUUCUGUCACGAAUAAACGAUGGAGACAAACUUGGUGUCACAUUUCAGAACCCAUUAACACCACUUGAAUCAGCACUCAGUGUACUUGAAUGUAUCUGUACAGAAGUUGAUGUUCCUCAAAAGACACUGGAGCAAGUUCACACUGCUAUCAGGGAAAUGCUUAUUACUGUUUGCAUUAAAAGCAAACAAUUUGAUAAAGCAGAGGAAAUGCUUGUAAAGCACUUUCCCAAAGGAAUGGAUUCUGUCGGCAAGAAAAAGCUGUUUGUAAAUCUCAUCAAAAGACGAUGCAGCACACACGCUGUUUUGAACAGGAGCUCUUACAGUGAAUUCAAACAGGACAUGCUGGACUUCAUCGAGAAACUCUAUCAGAUUCCAGAUCCAUUCCUAAUUAAGAUGGUAAAGCUCUCGAGACAAGGCUGGAAUAUUGACGUUGGGGUUGAUAUUCAUUCUGAAACUAAUAAUGUGGUUACUGAAGAGUCAUGUACACAGGACCGAGCCACACAGAGCCCAGAACCGAUUAAUCAGCUAACAGGUCAUGAACAUCAUCAGCUGUCAAAUUCAAAACAAAAUACACCGGUCAAAAAUAACCUCAGCCAAACUCCAUCUUCGUCAUCCCUUGUGACAGUGAAACUGAGCUUUGGAAAGCUGAGAGCUGUCUAUCCAGGGCUUGCUGAUCAGUUUUCAGUCACAAUUCCUUUCUCUCAGCUGGAGGAGGAGGUGGAAGAGGAGGCGCAGCAGGACAGCGGACUAGACGCUGAUGCAGGGGAGCUUCAUCUCAGACUCACAGCAACGCCAAUGGAGGGAUUAUACAGUGAAGAGGAACAGUUUGUCUGUGUGGAAGAGGAACAAACAGAACAAAUAUGUACCCAGUUUUCUAGUGGACGUUGUAAUACUGCCAGUCAGACUAAAGUAGCACUCCAGCAACAGGGCACAGACAAACAGCAUCAAGAAUAUGUAGAAUGUCGUAGCAUGACGGCAGAGAGUUCUUGUGCCCACACUUCAUCCCCUGAAAAAGGUGUAAAAACACCUGGCAGUGCUGUAUCUGCAGUGACGGUAGCACAGUUAGUGAUCGAGGAUGACAGUCAAACGAGUGAACUGGAAUCCACUGGUUUUCAAGAAGCCCCCAGUCCAGUGGUGGCAGAGUGCAGUAAAGAGAAUCCACUCAGCUCACUACCGGUCAGCUCUACACCAGUCAGGAUAAGACGCAAAUCUGCCCUACGACGGAGUAUACCCAGUGAACCAGAGCCUGCUUCCCCCCAGCAGCCCACCGAACCCCAAAACUGCUCCACCCCUAGCAAGGACGAAUCCAGCAACUACCCCUCCACCCAGUGCACACCUGCUGAGAGACCUCAGAAACACACCACAAAAAACCCACGCAGACUGAGUGAAAGUGACGAAAGUGCAGAAAGUAUAAUAGUAGACUCUCCACGCUCAGGAAAGCAACCUCGGCCAGAUCACAGACGGAGCAAGUGGAUGGAUGUCUCGGGGGUCCAGGAAGAGUGGAGUGAAGAGGAAUCACUAUUCCCUGCUGCCAGCACGAAAAAUCCUUUGGGUUCGAGCUCAAGUAAUGAAAAAGGCAAAAGGAAGAUGUGGACAGAAAUAGAGUCUGACUGGGUGAGGCAAGGAGUGGCUCGAUAUGGAGAAGGACGAUGGGGGCAAAUCAAAAGUGCGUUUUCUUUUGAAGGCCGCACAGCAGUGAACAUCAAGGACCGCUGGCGCACUAUGAAAAGACUAAAACUAGCAUAGAGGUGUAGAUGCGACAGUGUUAAAUAAACCAUUUGUACAUAAA